Vicia faba (fava bean) is the source of this 582-nucleotide messenger RNA. NCBI's taxonomy places the organism in Eukaryota, Viridiplantae, Streptophyta, Magnoliopsida, Fabales, Fabaceae. The record is from the annotation of a GenBank genome assembly.
AUGGAGAGUUGGUUCUCAUCUUCAACCUCACCGAGUGACGAUCAGCAGAAACCAGCUUCUUCUUCUUCAUCUUCUUUGCUUGCUGAUUGGAACUCAUACGCUACAUCUCAACAGGAGCAAGACUCUUCCAAUUCCGCCAUCAGCUUCGAUCUUGAAUCCGCUGUUAGAUCUGCUAACAACACUGUCACUGGCACUUUCAGCGUGGUUUCUAAAAGUGUGAGAGAUAUACCUGGAAACUUCUCAUCUGCGACUAGCAAUGUUCCUUCUGGAAAAGCUCUCCUGUAUUUUGGGUGUGGGUUUAUUAUUGGAUCGUUCUUUGCACUAAAAGGGCCAAAGAAUCAGCUUUCUCACAUGAUGUCGAAGGAGAGGCUCCCAUUCACACUGGGGUUUUUAUGCAGUAUGGUUGGCACCAUUUAUGUAUCUAUGGUGUUACAUAGCUACAUUCUCUCUGUUGUAUUCUCUGUUGUACAGGUUCUUUCACUUGGAUAUUAUGCUAUAUCAUAUUUUCCUGGUGGAUCUGCUGGAAUGAGAUUUCUGACUUCUGCUUUAACAUCCAGAAUAAUGACUUGUUUUGGGAGGUGA